Molecule: messenger RNA, 219 nt
Organism: Sphaeroforma arctica JP610
Lineage: Eukaryota; Ichthyosporea; Ichthyophonida
Exons: 2
Cellular component (GO): intracellular anatomical structure
Molecular function (GO): RNA binding
Source: RefSeq, a predicted model, not a curated record
AUGUUUGGGUGCACCGACCCCAUCCUGACGAUGGGAGCUGUGCUGUCGUGUCGGUCGCCCUUUCUUUCACCAAUGGACAAGCGCGAGGAGGCCAACAAAGCCAAAGCCUCGUUCUCAUUGGGCAAGAGUGAUCAUCUGACAUGUCUGCGAGUGUACGAAGAGUGGCGGAAGGUACGCGAGCACAGCAACUCGCGAGAAGAGCGCGCAUGGGCCGAAGAG